AUGGCAUCUUAUUCUCUCCGCGUCAAUCUCAACGAUAAGUGGCGAAAGCAAUGGUCUUCAGUCCCAGACGCGAAGCUUUGCUUCGCCAUGGCAGUUUCCAACGGCGGCGAUAAAGUGUAUCAUAACGUGGUGGCUUGUACCAAUGACAUUGAAGCCAGCAUUAAGAUUUCAUGGACCGAUAAAUACCAAAUCGCCGGCAACGUUAAAACAAGCACUUCAACGAUGGAUUCAAACCACACCACCAGCGCAGUAAGGGUCAAAUUUGGCUCAAAAACAAAUAUCGCCAAAGACCAAGCCAACACUAUCUCCACUGGCUUCGGCAGCGAUGCCCCUUCUGAUGGUUUCCUCUUCACCAACGAAGUCGAGUGCUCUGCUCUUCUCCUCUGUGAGAUAGACGGAAAAUUUGUGCCUGUCUAUACCAGCCAUGCAGGCAACUUAUCACCGGGUUCUUCUGAAGUAAUCAUUCCAAAGAAUAAGGUCUACGUGUGGUUCUCGGACGAUGCUAAGUCUUCGACUAUGACCGAAACGAUGGGAUCGGCGAAAGAGGUUGAGAUUGAUGGCCCUGGUGACAGGACUGUUACUUUUGAUGAAGCGGGUAACUGGACAGUUGUCUGA
Molecule: messenger RNA, 615 nt
Organism: Fusarium coffeatum
Lineage: Eukaryota; Fungi; Ascomycota; Sordariomycetes; Hypocreales; Nectriaceae
Exons: 3
Coding region: 1-615 (204 amino acids)
Source: RefSeq, a predicted model, not a curated record